Molecule: messenger RNA, 2454 nt
Organism: Jaminaea rosea
Lineage: Eukaryota; Fungi; Basidiomycota; Exobasidiomycetes; Microstromatales
Product: HECT-domain-containing protein
Exons: 4
Coding region: 1-2454 (817 amino acids)
Biological process (GO): ubiquitin-dependent protein catabolic process
Molecular function (GO): ubiquitin protein ligase activity; protein binding
Source: RefSeq, a predicted model, not a curated record
AUGUCAGCACGCACCGGCGGCCCCGUCUCUCGCAAGGUGCGAGUUAGCAUCGUCGCCGCCGAUGGCCUCGUUAAGCGCGACGUCUUUCGUCUACCCGACCCAUUCGCCAUCGUCACUGUAGACGGCGAGCAGACUAACACCACGAGCGUCAUCAAAAAGACGCUCAACCCGUACUGGAACGACUCAUUCGAUGUCACAGUCACCGACUCGAGUGUCAUUGCUGUGCAGGUCUUCGACCAAAAGAAGUUCAAGAAGCAGCAUCAGGGUUUCUUGGGUGUCAUCAAUGUGCGAGUGGCAGAUGUACUCGAUCUCGAGCUCGGCGGCAAGAUCCUCCUCACAAGGGAACUUAAGAAGUCCAACAACGCUGAGGUCGUGCACGGCAAGCUGAUCGUCGACCUGAACACCGACACGUCGACUCGCAUCUCAAACAAUUCGUCAUCUGCUGCCGCUCCCGCAACGAGCUCUGCCAACUCAACGGCAGACACUUCUGCGAGCUCAUCGACUCCUUCUUCAGCCGCUCCUGCUACUGCAGCUGCAGCAGCUGCUUCUUCAUCGUCUGCCAACAUGCCCGCAUCUAACAGCACCGAAAGCAACGGCAAUGAUGGCGGUCGUUCUACCGCAGCUACGUCAGCUGCCCCUCGCCCACCCGCCGCCGCUGCCGGCAACCGUAGCGACGAGCAUGGCCCUCUGCCUGCUGGCUGGGAGCGCAGGACCGACCACCUCGGCCGCACCUACUACGUCGACCACAACACUCGAUCCACGACUUGGCAGCGCCCCACCGCAUCGACCAGCGCCAACCAAGCAAACGCAACGGCAGCAGAGCGCCAGCGAGUAAACAAUCGCACCCUCGCAGACGACAUGCUUGGCGUCGAUGGAGGAAGCCGAGUCGUAUCCCAGCCUCAGGGCACCACGACUGCAUCCACACCCGGCCCUUCAACGCCUUCAGGCACCUCUACCCCCUCUGCUCUGCCCGCAGGAGCGUCCGGUGCAUCCACCACAGCCGGCUCAGGGCCUCUCCCCGCUGGGUGGGAGCAGCGCAACACGCCCGAGGGUCGCCCAUACUUUGUUGACCACAACACUCGCACCACAACGUGGGUCGACCCUCGUCGUCAGCAGAUCCUCCGCAUCAUGGGUCCCAACAGCAACAACGUCACUGUCCAGCCUCAGAGCGUCUCGCAGCUCGGCCCCCUGCCCAGCGGCUGGGAGAUGCGCCUCACCUCGACGGCGCGCGUCUACUUUGUGGACCACAACACCAAGACAACGACGUGGGACGACCCGCGCUUGCCUUCGAGUUUGGACCAGAAUGUACCGCAGUACAAGCGCGACUUCCGUCGCAAGCUCAUCUACUUCCGCUCGCAACCCGCUCUUCGCCCCAUUCCUGGGCAAUGCCACGUCAAAGUUCGCCGCACGCACAUCUUCGAAGACUCGUACGCCGAGAUUAUGCGUCAGCAGCCCAACGAUCUCAAAAAGAGGCUGAUGAUCAAGUUCGAUGGAGAGGACGGUCUCGACUAUGGCGGUGUCUCGCGAGAAUUCUUCUUCCUACUCUCCCACGAGAUGUUCAACCCCUUCUACUGCCUCUUCGAGUACUCAGCCCACGACAACUACACGCUCCAAAUCAACCCGCACUCUGGCAUCAACCCCGAGCAUCUCAACUACUUCAAGUUCAUCGGCCGCAUCCUCGGCCUCGCCAUCUUCCACCGUCGCUUCCUCGACGCCUACUUCAUCGUCUCCUUCUACAAGAUGAUCCUCAAGAAGAAGAUCACGCUCAGCGACUUGGAGAGCGUGGACGCAGACUACCACCGCUCUCUGCAGUGGAUGCUCGACAACCCUAUCGAGGACGUGGUAGACGAGACCUUUACCGCCGUCGAGGACAAGUUCGGCGAGAUGGUCACCGUGGAGCUUCGCCCUGGCGGAGAGAACGAGGCUGUCACCGACGAGAACAAGCGCGAGUACGUCGACUUGAUGACCGAGUGGCGUAUCUCGAAGCGCGUAGAGGAGCAAUUCCGCGCUUUCCAAUCGGGCUUCACUGAGCUCAUCCCGCAAGACCUCAUCAACGUCUUCGACGAGCGUGAAUUGGAGCUCCUCAUCGGCGGUAUGAGCGAGAUCGACGUCGACGACUGGAAGCGCUUCACGGACUACCGAGGAUUCACCGAGCAGGACGAUGUAGUUCAAUGGUUCUGGCAGGUCGUCCGCGCUUUCCCUCCUGAGCGAAAGAGUCGCCUACUCCAGUUCACAACGGGCACGUCGAGGAUCCCGGUCAACGGGUUCAAGGACUUGCAGGGCAGUGAUGGUCCGCGUCGCUUUACGAUCGAAAAGGCUGGUGACCCCUCGCAGCUGCCCAAGUCGCACACUUGCUUCAACCGACUGGACCUGCCGCCCUACACCACCAUGGAGCAGCUGGAGCAGAAGCUGGUCAUUGCCGUCGAGGAGACCGUUGGGUUCGGGCAAGAGUAG